Molecule: messenger RNA, 5807 nt
Organism: Oryctolagus cuniculus (rabbit)
Lineage: Eukaryota; Metazoa; Chordata; Mammalia; Lagomorpha; Leporidae
Source: RefSeq, a predicted model, not a curated record
CAGGCACGCCAUAGCACGUUGACGGAGUGGGGGAGGACGUCCCGUGACGUGCCCUCUACGUGUGCUUUAUCAGGCGUCUUCGCGCACGGCUGCUUCCCUGUUCUCUCUGCUCCCGCGAGGUGGCCAUUUGCCUGCCGCUUUUACUUUUUAAUUUUUAGGACUCGAACUCAUUGCCAUGUCCUCUGAAGAAGGGAAGCUGUUCAUUGGAGGGCUUAACUUCAACACCGAUGAGCAAGCGCUGGAAGACCACUUCAGCAGCUUCGGGCCUAUUUCUGAGGUGGUCGUUGUCAAGGACCGGGAGACUCAGCGAUCCCGGGGUUUUGGCUUCAUCACCUUCACAAACCCAGAGCACGCCUCUGACGCCAUGAGAGCCAUGAAUGGAGAGUCCCUGGAUGGUCGGCAGAUCCGCGUGGACCACGCAGGCAAGUCUGCCCGGGGAACCAGAGGGGGUGCCUUUGGGGCCCAUGGGCGUGGUCGCAGCUACUCCAGAGGUGGUGGGGACCAGGGCUAUGGGAGCAGCAGGUAUGACUCUCGACCUGGAGGAUAUGGAUACGGAUAUGGACGGUCCCGGGACUACGGUGGCAGCUCACGUGCUUUUCCCCAGAAGCCAGGGUGGUUACGAACGCUACUCAGGAGGAAACUACAGGGACAAUUAUGACAACUGAGAUGCAGUGUGUGCCCAUACCGUAGAGCCGAUCCAGGAGGAAGGAAACUUGGGAAAGAUCCGGUAGGCAAGUGAGCAUGGACUACCAAAAGGAUGGAGACCUCAAGUUUAAGGUUUAUUUUACUUGAAAGAGUUAAGAGGCAGAGACAGAUCUACCAUCCACUGGUUCACUCCCCAAAUGGCAGCAGCAGUUGGAGCUGGGCAGAUCAGAAGCCAGGAGCCUUCUGCCAAGUCUCCCACAUGGAUGCAGGGGCCCAAGCACUUGGGCCAUUCUCAGGUGCAUCAGUGAGCUGGAUCAUGAGUGGAGCAGUGGGGGCUCACACAAGGCUGCUGGUGCCAGAAGUGGCGGCACUGAUAUGCCUGGGAAAGCAGCAGAAGAUGGCCUGAGCGUGUGGGCCCCUGCUGCCCACGUGGAAGACCCAGAUGGAGUCUGGCGCAGCCAUUUGGGGAGCGAACCAGCAGAUGGAAGACUGUCUCUCUAACUCUGCCUUGCAAAUAAAUCUUUUCUUAAAAAAAGUGUAUACUUCCAAAUACAUAAGACUUACAAUGUCUUAAAAAUUCUUGACACUGUUCUGAAUAGACAUUUCUAAUAUACCAUUGAAGAGUCCUUUAAGUUCUUGCAUCCUUUUACUCAUACUGAAGGCUGGAAAACCAGCAUGUGGGUUAAACUGUAAAGUAAAAAGUCAGCAGGUCCAUCCUACCAAGAAAACAUUUGGCAAAAAGGAAAGCAAGAGUAGCAGAGGGGUUUAGGGACAGGAAUCCCCACAUCAACUUGUGCUAUCCAGAGGUCAUGCGACCUGGUUACUUUGGAUGCUGGUUUGAACGCUACAAUACCUGAAGUGCACAGUGCACAAGACAAUUUUUGCUACUUUACCAAAUGUUUUUGGGGCUGGUAUGGGCCCGGUUAGAGUCCUGGCUGCUGCACUUCCAAUCUGGCUCCUUACUAAUGUGCUUGGGCCCCUGCACCCACGUGGGAGAACUGCAAAAAGCUUCUGGCUCAUGGUUUCAGCCCGCCCAGCUGUGGCCAUUUGGGGAGUAAACCAGCAGAUGGGAGAUUCAUUCUCCUUUCUCUUUCAAAUAAAUAUUUUAAACAGCCACUUUGCUGGGACAUGUGGGGGUCCCCAGAUGGAUUUACUCCAAGGUGUAAGAAAUGAAUCCAGGGGUCGGUGCUGUGGCAUAGCAGGUAAGGCCAUUGCCUGCAGUACUGGCAUCCCAUAUGGGCACUGGUUCAAACCUGGCUGCUCCACUUCUGAUCCAGCUCUGCUGUGGCCUGGGAAAGCAGAAGAUGGCCCAAAUCCUUGGGCCCCUGCACGCCUACAAGAGACCUAGAAGAAGCUUCUGGCUUUGGAUCAGCACAGCUCUGGCACAGCCAUGUGAGGAGUGAACCAGUGGAUGGAAGACCUCUCUCUGCCUUUCAAAUUAAUAAAUCUUUAAAAAAAUCCAAAGCAGACAAAGUGCAAGAAUAAAAGCAAGGCUUAUUUAAAGAGAUGGUACACACACUCAACUAAAUGUGGGCAACCUUGGAGGAGGAUCUAGCACCACCCCAGUUCAGUAACCCCCUUUAUCUUGUAAGAUGCAGUUCCCUAAUUUAAUACACAAAGGUGGUGGAAUUUGGGUGGGGUUAAGUGCUCCUGGUGAUCUCUGGGAAGGUUUUGUGGGUGGAGCUCAACACACCUGUUAAUUAUGGUGUCUUGUGGCUGGCACCGCAGCUCAGUAGGCUAAUCCUCCGCCUAGCGGCGCCAGCACACCGGGUUCUAGUCCCGGUCGGGGCGCCGGAUUCUGUCCCGGUUGCUCCUCUUCCAGGCCAGCUCUCUGCUGUGGCCUGGGAGUGCAGUGGAGGAUGGCCCAAGUGCUUGGGCCCUGCACCCCAUGGGAGACCAGGAGAAGCACCUGGCUCCUGCCUUCUGAUAGGCACUGCGCACCAGCCGCGGCGGCCAUUGGAGGGUGAACCAACGGCAAAGGAACACCUUUCUCUCUGUCUCUCUCACUGUCCACUCUGCCUGUCCAAAAAAAAAAAAAAAAAUUAUGGUGUCUUGUGAUGGCGGAGGCUCAGGUAUAUCAUGGGAUAGUGGGUAUGCUGAAUUUGCAGUGUGGGGUCUAUGUAGAGAGACUGCUGGAAGUCUCCAUGUCUUGUCGCUCACUGCCCAUUCAUCCCACAUCAUAUACAUUAUCGAUUUCCCUGACUGGUCCACUGAGGCUUAACUCCUACAGAAACAUUUACUUGGGGAAUGUGCCUAUUUGAGAAUGCAAGUUUAUCUACUCUUCACCCAGUAGACCUUUUUUUUUUUAAAAGAUUUAUUUAUUUGAAAGUUGGAGUGACAGAAAUAAAGUUUACCCAAACCAGUUCACUCCCCAAAUGGCCACAACACCUAGAGCUGGACCAGGCUGCUGAAGUCAGGAGCCAGGAACUCCAUCCAGGCCUCCCACGUGGGUGCAGGGGUCCAAGCACUUGGGCCACCUGCUGCUGCCUUCCCAGCCGUUAGCAGGGAGCUGGCUCAGAAGCAGAGCAGCUGGGAAGAAAAUCAGUGCUCCAGUAUGGGCUGGCAGUGGCACCCACUGUGCCACAGUCCCUGCUCUGACUUUUUUCUUUGGUUGUUGAGAUACAUAGAAACAUGUUUUAAAUGUUUAUAUCCUGAAGUCACUGCCUCUCCUCUAUGCAAAUGUUUGUAUUCUGAAAUCAGUGCCUCUACACUCCAAACUUAACUGUUUAACAAAUCUUAGUCAUUUGUCGGUGGAAGCUUUUUGUAUUUUUUUUUUUUACUUCAUCUUUGCUUUCUGAGUUUAUUUCCUUUAAAAAUUAUUUACUUACUUGAAGGAGCAACAGUCAGAUCUUCCAUUGGCUGGUUCACUCCUCAAAGGGCUAUAAUAGCAGAUCUGGGCCAGGCUGAAGUCAGGAGCCAGGAACUCCAUCCGGGUCUUCCACAUAAUCCGCAUGGGCCCAUCUUCUAGUGCCUUCUCCAGAGCAUUAGCAGGGAGCUGGAUUGGAAGUAGAGUAGGCAGGAUUAGAACUGGCCCUCUGAUAUGAGAUGUUGGCAUCCUUAGCAACGACUUAGUUCACUGCACCACAACACCCACUUUUAUCUUUAUAAGACUUAUUUAUUUGAAAUGCAGAGAUCGAUCGAUCUUCCAUUCACUGGUUCAUUCCCCAAAUGGUUUCAAUGUCCAGGGCUGGGCCAGGCUGAAGCCAGAAGCCAAGACCUCCAUCUGGUUCUUCCACAUGAGUGCAGGGGCCCAAAGUAAUUGGGCCAUCUUCCACUGCUUUCUUCAGUACAUUAGCAGCAAGCUGGAUCUGAAAUGGAGCAUCCAGGUCUGGAACCAGUGCUCAUAUGGGAUGUCGGUUUCACCUGCUGCACCACAAUGCCAGCCCCCACCCUGCCUUUUGACUUAAACACAACUGUUGGAGCAGACGUGAGAUGACAUGUCAUGGUGGUUUUGAUUUGCAUUUCCCUAAUAAUUAGUGAUGUUGAGUGGCUUUUCAUGUAACUGUUAGCCAUUGGUAUCUUUUUGGAGAAAUGUCUAUUAAUGUCCCCUGCCUAUUUUUCAAUUGGAUCAUUGUUGUAUGGAUGGAUGGAUGGAUGGAGUUCGUAAGCCAUGGUAUUUACUAGUAUAAGUUCCCUAUAUUUGGGGGGAUAUUAACCUUUUACCAGGUAAGUAGCUUGCAGAUGUUUUCUCCUAUUCUGUAGGUUUCCUUUGCUGGACAGGAACAUUGUUUGUAUGCCCACUUGUGAGGUUUUCCUUUUAUUACCUGUGCUUUUGGUGGCAUGUCCAAAAAAAAAAUUAUUACCAACACUAAUGUCUUAAGAGCUUUUUGCCUUUUUUUUUCCCCUGGAGGGAGAUUUAUGUUUUUUUAAGUAAAUUUUUAUUUAAUAUAAAUUUUAAAAGUACAACUUUUGGAUUAUAGCGGAUUUUCCCCCCAUAACUACCCUCCCACCCACAAACCAUCCCAUCUCCUACUCCCUCUCCCAUCCCAUUCUUCAUUAAGAUUUAUUUUUAAUUAUCUUUAUAUACAGAUGAUAGACUUAGUAUAUACCUCAGUCCCUCCUCCCCUCCCACUGUGUCUUCUGCCUUUCAAAUAAGCAAAAAUAAAUUUGAAAAAUUAAGUUAUAGGGGCUGGCACUGUGGCACAGCGGGUUGAAGCCACAGCCUGCAAUGCCAGCAUCCCAUGGGGCACAGGUUCAAGUCCUGGCUGCUCCACUUCCAAUCCAGCUCCCUGCUAACGUGCCUGGGGACACAGCAGAAGAUGGACCAAGUGCUUAGGCCCCUGCACCCAUGUGGGAAACCCAGAAGUUCCAGACUCCUGGAUUUAGCCUGGCCCAGCACCAGCUGUUGCAGGCAUUUGGGGAGUGAACCACACAAUGGAAGACAGAUCUCUGUCUCUCCUCUUUCUCUCUAUUUCUAUAACUCCAUCUUUGAAAUAGAUAAAUCUUUUUUUUUUAAUUGUAAAAUCUGUUUUUUAAAAGAUUUAUUUAUUUGAGAGACAGAGAGUUACAGAGAGGUGGAGGCAGAGAGAGAGAGAGUAGUCUUCGUCCCCUGGUUCAUUCCCCAAAUAGCUACAAUAGCCCGAGCUGGGCCAAUCAGAAGCCAGGAGCCAGGAGCUUCUGAGUCUUCCCACAUGGGUGCAGGGCCAUCUUCUGUUUUCCCAGGCCAUAGCAGAGAGCUGGAUUGGAAGAGGAGCAGCGAGAACUCAAACCGGCACCCAUGUGGAGUGCCAGCACUGCAGGCGGUGGCUUUACCUGCUAUGCCACAGCACCGGCCCCAAAUAAAUCCUUUUUAAAAAUUAAAUUAUAGAGAGGGUUCUGUGUGUGUUGAAGGACGUCGGCUGCGGAAUUUGAGGCUUCGAUUGAAAUCAUGGCAGGUCCAGAAACUGAUGCUCAAUUCCAGUUCACUGGUAUUAAAAAAUAUUUCAACUCUUACACUCUCACGGGAAGAAUGAAUUAUGUACUGGCUACAUAUGGAGGCAUUGCUUUGCUGGUCUUAUACUUCAAGUUAAGGUCUAAAAAAACUUCAGCUGUGAAAGCAACAUAAAUGGAUUAUAAAUUGUACCACAUCUGCUAAGUUCCCAUGCCUGGAGAAGCUAAUGUCAACUCAAUAUGUGGUAAUUCAAUUUGUACAAUAAAUUAUGAACCUGGAAAAAAAAAUUAAA